GUAUUUGCGUCCGUCUCUCUCCUCCCGACGGAACUCGACGACGCAGGAAGCCGGCCAUCCCUCCUAGCCAGGGGCAGCGCGGUCGGGCGGUGCGGUGCGGCAUCGCGGGCGCGCGCGGCGCGGCAUCGCAAGCGGCACAGCUGACCGGGCGGCGCAGCCUAGCGCGACUGGGCCGCGCGGCUAGGGCUUGGAGGCGCGCGGCACUGGUGCAGGGCAGGGGCGCGGCAGGAGCGUUGCGCGGCCGCGACGUACAGCAGGGGCACAGCACGCACGCCGGCAGCCAUGGAGCCGGAGGAUGGCGGUUCCGGAGACGACGACUUGGUGUGUAGAUUUUAAUCCUGAUGGUGAAGUUGUUGAUGAUGAAGAUGAAUAUGACCCUCCACCCUUCUCAUAUGAUGUUGAUAACCCGAACAUUGAUGUAAAUGUGGUGUUCCCAGAUGUGGAUCAGUGCAAGGCUGCAGUUACACAUCAUGCCAUUUUGAAUAAUCAUGCUUUCAAGAUUAAGCAAAAGGACCAGACUAGAUUUAGAGCCAUAUGCAAGAGAGCAAAUGAGGGUUGCAAGUGGCGGUUUUUUGCAUCUACAAGCAAAAAGUACAUUGGCUGUAAGGUUAAGACUAGUGGUCCAAAGCAUUCUUGUGGUUCAUUCAACAAUUGUGGUGAAACCAUGGCCAACAAUAAAUGGGUAGCUGAAAGAGUUGUUGAUUUGUUGCGAGAAGACCCUGAAAUGAGACCAAAGGAGUUGCAAGGUAGGCUCAAUAAGAAGUACUCGAUAGAAAUUCCAUAUUAUAGAGUUUUAAGAGGCAAGGAAAGGGCAAUGGACAUGAUAUAUGGCAAGUGGGAUGAUAGUUAUAACUUGUUGCCAACUUAUCAAGCUGAGCUUCUAAGAGUAGUACCCGGCAGCAUAGUUGACAUAGACACUGAAGAAGAUGACAAUGGUGAUUUGUGUUUCAGUAGGUUCUUUGUCACUCUUAAACCAUGCAUUGAUGGGUUCUUGGAAGGAUGUAGGCCCUACAUCGCCAUGGAUGCCACACACUUGACUGGAAGGGGGAGGGGUCAGUUAGCAGCAGCUGUUGCAGUGGAUGGUCAGAACAACCUAUUUCCAGUGGCUUAUGGUGUCAUUGAGACCGAGUCUAAGGAAAGCUAGACUUGGUUUGUGAAUAACUUAAAGAAGGCUAUUGGUACUCCUACAGGCUUGGUCAUUAGUACAGAUGCGGGCAAAGGAAUUGAGAAGGUUGUAGAUGAUGUGUACCCAGGAGUGGAACAUAGAGAAUGCAUGAGGCACUUGUGGAAGAACAUGAAGAAGAAUGGGUACGGUGAUGAGCUUUAUGGUAAGAAUAUGUGGGCAGCUGCCAAGAGCUUCACACAAGACAAGUUCAAGUACUUCAUGCGAAACAUAGAGGAGAAGGAUCCUAGUGCACUAUCCUGGUUAGAUGAAAAUCAUCCAUAUGUGUGGAGUAGAAGCCUAUUUGGGGAAGAAUGCAAGGUAGAUUACAUCAACAACAACCUCUCUGAAAGCUUCA
Molecule: messenger RNA, 1520 nt
Organism: Sorghum bicolor (sorghum)
Lineage: Eukaryota; Viridiplantae; Streptophyta; Magnoliopsida; Poales; Poaceae
Exons: 3
Coding region: 296-1144 (282 amino acids)
Source: RefSeq, a predicted model, not a curated record